AUGGAAAGUGACCUGCAAAGCUUCUUCACCUUUGUAAUAUUUGUGCAGAUAAUAAUUGGAAAUUUGAGCAAUGAGUUUAUACUACUGAUAAAUUUAAUUGACUGGUUCAAUAGAAGAAAGCUUUCCUCAGUGGAUCAAAUCAUCACUAUCUUGGCAGUUUCAAGAAUUGGUCUCAUCUGGGGAAUAUUAGUAAGUUGGUCUCAAUUUAUAAAUUCAUUUCCAAAGCUGAAACAACUUAUAAUUACUGUUUAUAUCUGGAUAUUGUCCAAUCAUUUCAGUCUCUGGCUUGCUACAAUCCUCAGCAUCUUUUAUUUGCUCAAAAUAGCCAGGUUUUCGAGACCUAUUUUUCUCUAUCUAAAGUGGAGAGUAAAAAAAGUGAUUCUGACUAUAUUGUUUGGAAUGUUGGUCUUCUUGUUUUUUAAUGUGAUGCAAAUAAACACACACAUCAAAAACUGGAAACACAAUCAUGAAAAAAAUACAACUUGGAAUUUCACAGUGACUGACUUUGUAACAUUAUCAAGGCACAUCAUACUCAGCAUUACCAUGUUCUCCCUCACACCAUUUAUUCUGGCCUUGAUCUCUUUUCUUCUGCUUAUUGUCUCCUUAUGGAAACAUCUCCGGAAGAUGCAACUGAAUUGCAAAGGAUCCAGAGAUCCCAGGACCAAUGACCACAUAAAUGCCUUGAAAAUUAUGGUCUCUUUCCUGCUGCUCUACACUAGUUAUUUUCUGUCCCGUAUUGUGUCAUGGAUUUCUCACAUAUAUCAAGUUAAACUGGUUGAUCUACUUUCUAUGGCUAUUGGUCUCUUCUAUCCUUCAACCCAUUCACUAGUCCUCAUACUGGGAAACUCCAAGUUAAGUAAGGCCUCUUUUUUUGUGCUGAGGAAGCUAAAGUGUAGGAUCAAGAAUGAGACAACUGCAUAA
This is a messenger RNA of Cavia porcellus (domestic guinea pig), 921 nucleotides long. RefSeq names its product taste receptor type 2 member 13-like. Gene Ontology annotation, biological process: detection of chemical stimulus involved in sensory perception of bitter taste; sensory perception of taste; G protein-coupled receptor signaling pathway. The coding region runs from base 1 to 921 and encodes 306 amino acids. The transcript has a single exon. Lineage: Eukaryota; Metazoa; Chordata; Mammalia; Rodentia; Caviidae. Gene Ontology annotation, molecular function: bitter taste receptor activity; G protein-coupled receptor activity. Gene Ontology annotation, cellular component: membrane. The record is from RefSeq and is a predicted model, not a curated record.